GCUGGCUAUAUUUUUAGGGCCACAUUAAAAUAAAUUUAAUAAUUCAGACACAAAAAAGCACAUUCGCCUCAUUUGUUUUUUCUUUUUCAUGUAUUCCUAUUGAACGCUUAAUUAACUUUACGUUGAAGACAGAAUCGCUGAUUAUAGGUCCUAUUCUUGCUAGCUUGAAUAGUAUGUGUUUCACAACUGAGUCGCGCAAAAGUGACGCAGCUGUGUCUAAAAAAAAUCCUCCUAAUUCAGAUAUGGCGGCGCUGCUGAGAGGUGUACGUGCUGGAAGGGCACUUCGGGGGCUGGGCAGCGUGGUGGCUGCACCAGCAGCAACAAACCUCCAGUGCAGCCGUCUGACACGAAGCUUCCACCGUGCAGCACCCAGGCUUCAAGACGACUUCAAGUCUGACAAACCCCCCUCCUCCUCAUCCACAACCUACCAUGAGCACUACCAGGCACAUUCUGCCAAACAAGACACAGCAGAAGCUUCCCAGGAAGACCCAACAUCUGAGGAAGCUUCCAGGCCAAACACCAGUUACCAGGACCAGGGUGGAGAGCAGGGCGAGGAAUACGAAACUGAGGAGCAGCUUCAAGUUCGAAUCCUGACGGCUGCUUUGGAGUUCGUGCCACUGCAUGGCUGGUCAGCGGAAGCCAUUGCUGCUGGUGCUGAGACACUGGGCCUGUCCUCUGCUUCCACUGGUAUGUUCAACAACGGAGCUGGAGACUUGGUCCUACACUUCAUCACCCAGUGCAACUCGCAGCUGACUGAGAUCCUGGCUGAACAAGACAAGCAGGUCCAGCUGGGCCAGGCUGAACCAAAGAAGACUGCUGACUUCCUAAGAGACGCUGUAGAGACCAGACUGAGGAUGUACAUCCCGUAUAUCGAAUCAUGGCCACAGGCAAUGAGCAUCCUGCUCCUUCCUCACAACAUCCCAGACAGCCUGAAGCACCUCUCCACCCUGGUGGACGACAUCUGGUACUACGCCGGAGACCGAUCCACAGACAUGAACUGGUACACCAAACGGGCAGUGCUGACAGGCAUCUAUAACACCACAGAGCUGGUGAUGCUUCAGGAUACGUCUCCAGACUUUCAGGACACCUGGAACUUCCUUGACAAUCGCAUUCAGGAUGCCGUCAACAUGGCCACUACAGCAAAACAGGUGCAGUCGACUGGUGAAGCCGUGGCGCAGGGGCUCAUGGGAGCUGCUGUUACACUGAAGAACCUGACAGGAAUGAACCAGAGACGAUGAUGUAAAACACCACUCACACUGAUCCUGACCGUCUGACUUGUGUCAUGAGCUGAAGAUCAAUUUCCUUUUUUUUCUCCUCCCUCCUCCUUAUUUCUGUUAAACUGUAUGAGUCUGAAAUUAUUGGAUUAUGGCUUUAAUUCAGCAAGAGAAAGUUAUCAUUUGUCACAGGUCAUAAGUGUCUCUUCACUUAUGACCUGUCUUCACCUGCAGAACCAGUGACUGUUUAUUUUGCACUGUCCAAGAUUUCACUGUCCUGCUCAGAUUAUUUUUCCCUUUGUGUAAAAGAGCUGCAAUUUUGUUGAUGGACUUCAAUAAAGUGGUUAUUAUUGUAUAUUAAA
Messenger RNA from Scatophagus argus, 1576 nucleotides. It is a transcript of the gene coq9, whose product is annotated as coenzyme Q9 homolog (S. cerevisiae). The transcript is spliced from 9 exons. Gene Ontology annotation, cellular component: mitochondrial inner membrane. The coding region runs from base 174 to 1238 and encodes 354 amino acids. The record is from RefSeq and is a predicted model, not a curated record. Lineage: Eukaryota; Metazoa; Chordata; Actinopteri; Scatophagidae. Gene Ontology annotation, molecular function: lipid binding. Gene Ontology annotation, biological process: ubiquinone biosynthetic process.